AUGUCAUCAACACCCGAUCCCGAAAAGGGAGAGGACCUACGGACACCCUCUCCUCCUUCUAUACACUCCUCCAGCGACAGCAUCGCCUCCGCGCAGUCAGAAGACCAAGACACCAGCGACGAAAAGAAGACGGCCCGCAGCCUCGUCCGCGAAGAUGAUGACUCCGAGCCUCACCAUGACGCCCUUGUCCCAACCGUCAGCAUCACUACGGCGACGCAGCCCACAGGCGACAACAACACCAACGCAGCCGGACAGCAAGCCGGGCGUUCAAGAUCCCGUGCCUCAACUACACGAUCUCGCACCCUCACCAUCAUUCCCCGCUCUCAGCGACGGGGCGUCCUGGCUCGUCUCGCUCUUGUCCCCGAGGUCGAGCGUCCGUACGAGUACAAGAACUCGACGAAAUGGGGCAUCACGCUGACCAUUGCCCUGGCCACUGCCGCCGCCCCCCUCGGCUCAUCCAUCUUCUACCCCGCCCUCCCUGAAAUGACAAAGGCCCUCCACACCACCGAAGACAUCGCCAACCUCUCCGUCGCCCUCUACAUGAUCUCCAUGUCCAUCUUCCCGCUCUGGUGGUCCUCCUUCUCCGAGCAGUUCGGCCGCCGCUCCAUCUACAUCAUCUCCUUCGCCCUCUUCCUCGUCUUCGCCGUCCUGUCCGCCGUCUCCGCCAACAUCGCCAUGCUCAUCGUCUUCCGUGUCCUCACCGGCGGCGCCUCCGCCUCCGUCCAGGCCGUCGGCGCCGGCACCAUCGCCGACAUCUGGGAGUCGCGCGAGAGGGGGCGCGCCAUGAGCACCUUUUACCUCGGCCCGCUGCUGGCGCCGCUGAUUGCGCCCAUCGUGGGCGGCGCGCUGGCGCAGGGUUUCGGGUGGAAGGCGACGAUGUGGUUCCUCGCCAUCUACGGGCUCGUCAUCCUUCUCCUGCUGAUCUUCUGCCUGCCGGAGACGCUGGCGCGGAAGCACAAGGCCGAGGAGCCCGAGUCAACGACGACGAUCCGCCGCAUGACGACGGCCGAGUCCGCCAGGGUGCGCACGAGGAACGUCGCCGCGAGCGCGAAGCGCAUCUUCAUCGACCCGCUGAGCGUGCUGCUCUUCUUGCGCUUCCCCCCCGUCUUCAUCACCGUCUUCACCGCGGCGAUUGCCUUUGGGGCGCUCUUCAUCAGCAACAUCUCCAUCCAGCAAAAGUUCUCGCAGCCGCCGUACAGCUUCAGCGAGAUCAUCAUCGGGCUCAUGUACAUCCCCGCGGGCUUGGGGUACUUUGUGGCGUCCAUCUUGGGGGGCAGGUGGAUCGACAAGAUCAUGGCGAGGCAGGCCAUCAAGGCGAACCGGUACGACGAGCAUGGCAAGCUCAUCUUGCUUCCCGAGGACCGCUUCCGCGAGAACAUGUGGCUGGCGAAUACCAUGUACCCGAUCGGACUGCUGGUGUACGGUUGGACGCUCAACUAUGGCGUUAUCUUCAUCGUUCCAGCCAUAGGCAGCUUCAUCUUUGGCGCAGCAUCCAUGCUCGUCUUUUCUGCCGCCACCACGAUGCUCACGGAAUUCGUCCGCAAAAAGAGCUCCGCGGGCGUCGCCGUCAACAACUUUGUCCGCAACAUCCUCAGCUGCGUGGGCGUCGUCGUCGCGGCCCCCUGGAUCAACGCCGUGGGCGUGGGCUGGGUCUUUACCGCCGUCGCCCUCUUCUGCAUGGUUGCGGGCUACAUCGGCAUCUGGACGCUGAGGAGGAACGCGGCGCGGUGGAGGAAGGAGAUGGACGAGGCGUUGAAGGACUGGAAUUGA
Molecule: messenger RNA, 1770 nt
Organism: Trichoderma citrinoviride
Lineage: Eukaryota; Fungi; Ascomycota; Sordariomycetes; Hypocreales; Hypocreaceae
Product: MFS general substrate transporter
Exons: 3
Coding region: 1-1770 (589 amino acids)
Biological process (GO): transmembrane transport; intracellular polyamine homeostasis
Molecular function (GO): polyamine transmembrane transporter activity
Source: RefSeq, a predicted model, not a curated record